Hyposmocoma kahamanoa is the source of this 2045-nucleotide messenger RNA. RefSeq names its product transmembrane protein 147. The coding region runs from base 183 to 863 and encodes 226 amino acids. The transcript is spliced from 4 exons. NCBI's taxonomy places the organism in Eukaryota, Metazoa, Arthropoda, Insecta, Lepidoptera, Cosmopterigidae. The record is from RefSeq and is a predicted model, not a curated record.
CAAUGCUGCGUAAAAGGAAGCCAAUUUGACAGUACGUUGAUAAGAUUGACGUCGUAGACCACAGAUAACUCGUAGACAGAGAAACUGAAACAUAUAUGUAUUUCUCCGAAAUUUCUUUAGUUUAGUUUCCAGAAAAAUAAUUAAAUUAGCGACUACUUUAAUUGCAAUAAUCGUGAAUAACAAUGACCCUAUAUCAUUUUGGGAAUUGCCUUGCGCUAGUCUAUGCGCCUUAUCACAUGGCAUAUAAAUUCUCUGGAAUCUCGGAGUACGCGACGUUCUCAAAAUGUGUGUAUGCCGGUGGUCUUUAUAUCUUCACGCAGCUAUGCAAGAUGCUACUUUUAGCUACUUUCUUUCCUGACUCUGAUGGCAGUCACACUUCUGGCGACUACGAUGUCUUCUUAGAGAUCCUGAAAGCGACCGUGGACUUUGCGGACCUGUUUGGUUUAUACUUUGCCCUUAACUCAGUUCCUGGCAAAGGACAUGCAAAGAUUCUCACUGCUGCCAUAGGAUGGGCCAGUGCUGAGGUGUUGGUGACGCGGUCGGUGGCGCUGUGGGUGGGCGCGCGCGGCUCGGAGUUCUCGUGGCGCUACGUGCGCGCGUGCGCCGAGUCCAACGUGGCGCUGCUGCAGCACUCGGCCGUGGCCGCGCUGGUGUGGCUGGCGCAGCGCAAGGACCUGCCGCGCGCGCAGGCGCCGCUGGUGCUGGCGCUGCUGGCGCUGGCGCCCUACCGCGCGCUGCUGGAGGACGCGGCGGCCGCGCUGCUGGCGCUGGGCGCCUGGGCGCUGCUGGCGCUGCGGGCGGCGCACGCGCUGCUGCUGGGGCUGGCCGCGCUGGCCAUGUACGCGAUGCUGGCCCGCCAGUGAGGCGCCCGCGCCUGCCGAUGGCCGUCGUCGGGCGCGUCGUGCGCGUCGGCCGAACGACUGACCUCGAGUGCCCCGUUCGUGAACAAACACUGCAGCCGUCGGACGUUUUCUCAAUUCAUUCUUGUUAUUUCGUAACAACCUGGUCGCAGGACCAGUCCUUCGGCCGUAAACAGAUCCGUUACAUUUAUUUAUUUCAUAAAGAAAACAUUCUUUUGGACUCACAGCUCAAACCAAAGCACCUAACAAGACUUAAACUUAAACAUUAUAUCAUCAAAUGAAGGGACGAACAAAUCGUGCGCCAGAGCUUUAAGACGCAAAGAUCUACUACUAAAGGGCACUGCCACUGCGCCCGUCACCCUGAGACAUAAGUUGACAAAUCCCAUAAGCCUGUAAUUUCACCAGCACAUGAAAUAAAUAAAAUAAAUAUAGUAUAAUGUAGUUUGAAAUAUAGAGUCCAAUGACUCUUUUCCUCCUUAGUCAUUACUCUAUACUGAUUAUGUUCCACUGAUUUCACUUUCUAGUAUCCUUGACUUUUCCAAACGACUAACCACCCAGAUGCUUUUCGUCAACCACAUCUUUCCAAUACAUUUGUAUAUAGUGAUAGUCGUGAUUUAUACUCUUCCUUACGAGUUUCCUGUAUCUCCUGUUUGGUUUUCAAGAUAGUUAUUAGUCUUAGACACAUUUCCUGGGCUCUUACAAAUCAAGGUGAUUUGACUAUAGCCUUUAGAAUACCAUUUUGGAAGUGUUCAAUAAUUUCCGCACUAGAGGUGGCUGGCACAUCCCCACAACUCCAAUGCAUAUGUUCAUAUCGAUUUUAGCAACCAUGACCAACUUAUACAACAGUGGUUUAUUCUCAUAACUAAUAACAUUGGCUAUGUACCAAUUCUCCACAGCAAAUAGACAAAAUUUGUUGUUCAAAAUAUUUAUUUUAUUGCUUAGUUGCUUUGAUGUGAAUUCUCCAUGUUAGUCUUCUAGCCAGAUACACUCCCAGAUACUUAACAGUAUUAACAUGAGGUAAGAUCUGGUUAUCCAUUUCUACUUCAGGGCAGUUUUCUAAACAUAAAUGUAACACGUUCAGAUUUUAGAGUUUCUUUUAUAAUAUCAAGUGACGAGACGAACAAGUCGUUCGCCUGAUGGUAAGCUACACGCCUGUUCAAAUAGUUGCAGUGCCACUCAGAGCUU